Messenger RNA from Marchantia polymorpha subsp. ruderalis, 1964 nucleotides. Lineage: Eukaryota; Viridiplantae; Streptophyta; Marchantiopsida; Marchantiales; Marchantiaceae. The record is from the annotation of a GenBank genome assembly.
UCCACUUGAUGCUCAGAUAUAAGCAUCGAUGUCACGGACAGUGACACUGGAGGAGGGCCAAGGGACGGAGGGGAGGGGAGGGAGGUGAUUGAGGACCGCUGAGGAUCGGAGCAGUGAUGUCCCAAAAGCUGGUGCUCGUGCUUAUAUUAUAUGCGUCAUUAUCUGUGCUUGAGUACUUGUGUGUAAAACAAGUGGCGGUGAUGGCGAGAUUUGCUGUGGAAGGUAGAUUUCAAAUUUUGGAGCUGAAGCCAGUGAGCAUCGAUUGAUUCUGAGCAUUGAUGGUCAGUACGGGCCUGAAUCCCCGCUUUCGUAAAGACUGGUCAGCAAGACUUUGAUUCUCCAUUGCCCCAGCGGAAGAAAAGUAUAUUCGUGUUAGCUGCGUGGUGUGUAAUCAACUGAAACUGUCACCAGAUUUCAACUAAUUAUCUCAUGUCUGUGAUUCUUCGGAUCAAAUGGAAGACAUUUACAGCCCGAUUCGAGCUGUGGUAGAGGAGCAAGAGAGAGAGAGAGAGAAAGAGAGAGAGAGGGAGAUAGGCAGGAGGGAGCACAAAUUUCAGUGUUUUGAUUGGAUCCAUGACAUCUACCACCAGAGAGAUUGAAUAGAUCUUUCGAGAGGAUCGAAUGGAUUCGGUCAGAUUUCAACAGACGAUUUAUUGUGAUCGUGGCUAUGUAUCAUCGCUAGUCACAUCUCUUCUCAGAUUAGCUCAGAUGUGUCGGAGAUGUUCUGCAACGGGGUUGCACAUUGGUCCAGCCAGGGCCAGGGGUGGGGCAGACAGAAGAAGAAGAAGAAGAAGAAGAAGGCCGGCGAGAGUAGAGGAGGCCAAACGUGAAGCAGAUGCAUCAGCUCCUCGCAGACCUUCGCCUGGUCAAAUUUGAGGCCCCAGGUCCUGCAUGGUCGGUGUCUGGUCUUGACGCAGCGGUACUGCACAACCUUCCCGUCAAAUUCAGAUCCAGAUCUAGAGACGCUCCAAUCACGCGAGGAAUUCUCAUGAGCGAGGAAGAACGUGUCCGGGAAUGCUAGCCCCAGAAGGAAAAGAUUUGGUACGAAGGAAUAUAUCUCUAACAAGGAAUAUGUCUUCAUGAUAUCGUUGUACCGGUACUUUGGAACUUCGAGAGCUAUAAGAGUCAAUCAGAGAGUGCCAUAUCACUGGGUCGAUCUGCGACCUUUGUCAGCAGCAUCAGUUGCUCUCACGGAAAGCGCCUUCUGAAAAUAGAGUGUUUGAAGAUUCUCGCCAUUCAAUCGCAUAUGCUCCUCCUGUCCUACCUUGGUACUUGAAUCAUGGCGACCUUGGAUGUGUUGCACACCUUUGAUGCCUCGGGGUCAUGUAAUUGGUACAAAUGGAACCACGUAAAUGUGGUCGGUGUGAUCACCUCCUCACUUUCCAUCGAUGAUCUUCAUUUCUCCCCUCGAGUCAAAGUCAUCGUAGCAGUUGGAUUUAUGUUGAAAAUAAAGGUACUCUCCCCGGCAGUUAAAGAGUGCUGCGUACAGCUCCAGGUUUCCGGAUCCAGUCACCAAUGCACACAAGUUCAUGAAUCAUGUACAGAGACAGAGACAGAGAGAGUUGGAUCACGUCUGCAAAGCUGUAACCUACAGGCUACAAACUCCACCCUCAGCUUAAGUUUGCGACCAGGUUGGUGGAGGCUCGAGGGGAGCAAGUACGCCGUCAACUGAAGGUAUUGAGGAUUUGAUGAGAAAAGAAAGAUGGACUUGACAUGUGCAGCUAAGAAACAAAAUAUCUGGAAGGACGUAGAAACUUGAGGUGAGAAAGAAAUGCAGAAUAUGUGGAUAUGGAGUUUGGUGCAGUGUCGAAUUGGACAUCGGUGCACAAAAGCCAAGGCUUCAGGUUCCUCCACGUAUGGAUCAUUUCUUCCCCAUGCACAUGAACGGAUUGGGCAUGUGAACAUUCUUCUUUGGGAGACCUGUACUGUCAGAGAUUCAAAGGAGGUGUUCAAACUAUUGCAAA